AUGAGUGUAAUAUUGCUGGUGCUGGACUACAUUUCAAGGUUACAGUCAGUUAGAUCUCUGAAGCGUACACAUUCCUAUCUUCUUGAUGUUUUAGAAGCAUCAGAACUGACCAUGUGUAAUAAAACAGGCGAUAACACAUUUCCAAAUAUUGCUGCACUCACACUCGGAAAGUUUGUUGAAGAGAUUCCCUAUAAUGAAUCCUAUAGACACGUACCAUUUGACAAGCAUAACUAUAUCUGGAAGCGAUUUUCUGCUAAAGGGUACAGAAGUCUUUACAAUGAGGACAGAAACGAAACCUUUGAUUACAUGAUGGCUGGAUUUCAUUCAUAUCCCUCAGACUAUUAUAAUCGACAUUUCUCCAUGGCUAUGCAAGAAGGGAAAUCUGUGUGGGAUAGGGAUAUGUUAUGUAUGAUGGAUCGAUUAGAAACUGGAAUGGUAUUGGACUAUGCAGCUAAAUUUGUUCGUUUGCAACAAAAUUUACCUUAUUUUGCUUUUUCAUUCGCAACGAAACUAACCCCUGACGAGUUUUAUUAUGCACAGUAUGCGGAUCUCCUAGUCUUAAAUUUCUUAAGAGAAUUACAUGAGGACCAGCUUUUGAACAACACUCUUCUUAUCGUUUUCAGUGAUCAUGGAAUUCGCACCGGAGACUAUCGUAAUACCUACGAAGGAAUGAUGGAAGAAAGACUGCCGAUGAUGUAUUUGGUUUUCCUCAAGUGGUGUAAACAAAAAUAUCCUUUAUAUUCGAAAAAUCUUGAAUUAAACACAAAACGUCUUACUACCCCAUUUGAUAUUUACGAAACAUUGAGAGACGUCUUGCACUUUGACGACAGGAUUCUCCAACGAAAGGGGUAUAAAAAUAGAGGGAUAAGUUUAUUUAGGGAGAUUCCAAAGGAGAGAACAUAUCAAGAUGCAGGAAUUGCACCACACUGGUGUACAUGCGUGGAACACACAGUUGUGAAUACAUCGGACAAUACUAUCAAUUUUUUGAGCGAUUUCCUUGUCCGAAGCUUUCACAGAAAGUUAAGUAAUGUUCAAGAUAAAUGUAAGGUCUUAGCCUUAGAAGAAAUUAGACAUGCAUCAAAAGUUCAAAUUUCUGAAAGUGUUCUUGAAAGCAGAAAGAGAAAAGUAAAACCCCAAGCGCAUUACAAAAUUAAAAUCGAAACAAAGCCAGGAGGUGCUUUAUUUGAGGCCACUAUAUUCUAUGAUGAAAGGUUUCAAAUUAGGAGGCUAGAUGGUGACAUAAGUAGAAUAAAUAAGUACGGUAGCCAGUCAUCGUGUAUCAGAGAAAACCAUGAAUUGCAGAAAUACUGUUUAUGUAAGAUGUAA
Molecule: messenger RNA, 1326 nt
Organism: Saccostrea cuccullata (small rock oyster)
Lineage: Eukaryota; Metazoa; Mollusca; Bivalvia; Ostreida; Ostreidae
Exons: 1
Coding region: 1-1326 (441 amino acids)
Source: RefSeq, a predicted model, not a curated record